GCACUAGAAAUCGAUGCUCCUCCGAAACACCCAGCGUUGCGCAUUAUAAUAUCGAGAAGAUGGUAAAUUGAAGCUGCUCAAGCAUGAUACAUGUCCCGCUUUGAUACCGACAUGACUCCUUUUCCAUUCACUGUAACAUGAACUUCAGGGUCACCAUAGAACUGAUGUAUGUUUAUUGUACGAAUGUCGUUUGUACUUCGCGACGGAGUGUGUAAUCGCGGACAUACCGACCGGUAGACUGACAAACUAAUAUCGCAUCUUUCCAAACGAUCUCGUUUUUAAAGCGGGAAAUUCCAGCAGCCUACCUUGACUUCUUGCCAGCCUGGUCGCGCCUGCAUCAAUAAAAAUACUACUGGUGUUGAUAUAUAUCCACGUGGCACCAUAUCGGGACUAUCCCAGGAUUCAUUCAUUAAAUGCUAUCACUGAAAAGAGUUGGGACAUAAAUCAAACAGAAAUGGAAGUCGAUGGACCCACCCUCAAGACCGCUGACAUCGUAGUCAUCGUUAUCCAUUUCAUUGUCGUCCUUGCCCUAGGUAUCUGGUCAGCAUGUAAGGCGAAUAGGGGGACAACCACGGGAUAUUUCCUGGCGGGAAAGAGUAUGAGCUGGUGGCUGGUUGGUCUGUCUCUAUACGUAAGCAAUAUCGGUAGCAUCCAUUUUAUUGGACUCAGUGGAACCGCAGCAAAUAACGGCAUAGCUGUCAUCUCAUAUGAGUUUUCUGGUCUUUUCUGUUUAUUGUUACUGGGAUACAUCUUUAUGCCGAUCUACAUAGCAUGUGGGGUUAUCACUGUUCCUGAAUAUCUUCAGCUUCGAUUCGGUGGCUCUCGAUUGAGAAUAUGUUUAUCAGUCGUAUCGAUCGUCUUCACAAUUGUUACAACUCUCGCGUCUGAGAUGUAUGCUGGUAUUGUGAUCAUACAGCAAGUACUUGGUUGGAAUCUGUAUUUAUCUCUAAUCCUCUUACUUGCGAUGACCGUUGCUUAUACCAUGGCUGGUGGUCUUACUGCGGUCAUCUACACUGAUGCUUUACAAUCAUUUAUCAUGAUCAUUGGAGGCUUCAUUCUUUUCUUUAUCGCUAUGGUGGAAAUAGGUGGUUUUGGGGGUCUUUAUCAAGCCUACAUGCACGCCAUUCCCAAUUCUACCCUUGAAGAAAUGGCUCUUAACCCUCACAAUGCUAGCAGCUGUGGUAUACCAACAGAGAACGCAUGGCAUAUCUUCCGGGCUGCUGAUGCGGGCGAUUACCCGUGGCCUGGCGUCAUUGGGAUCUUCUUACUUUCGGCUCAGUAUUUUUGUACUAAUCAAUUUCUUGUACAGCGAUCAAUGUCUACCAAGAAUUUCACUCAAACCAAAGGCGGUGCCGUGUUUGCAAGCUACCUCAAAGUCUUACCUCUUCUUCUCAUGAUCUAUCCGGGUAUGGUCAGCCGAGCUUUAUGGCCUGAUGAAGUCGCAUGCAUUGACCCUGACUCUUGUGUAGAAGUUUGUGGAAAUCCAAAUGGAUGUACAGACAUUGCUUAUCCACGACUGGUAUUAAGACUCAUGCCUACAGGAUUGAAAGGGUUGAUGUUCGGGGCUAUGCUUGCCGCCUUGAUGAGUACACUGACGUCAGUGUUUAAUAGUUUAAGUACUCUCUUCACCAUGGAUAUAUGGACCAAGAUUAGACCUGUUGCCAAGGAUACAGAACUCUUAAUCGUUGGACGUGCCUGUACAGGUGUGAUGGCCAUCAUUGCUAUCUUGUGGCUCCCUCUUAUUCAAGCCUCAGGGACCGGACAACUCUUCGUCUACAUCCAAGCUAUGACGUCAUAUUUAACCCCUCCCAUCUUUGCAGUCUUUGUAGGGGGCAUGUUUUGGGAACGAGUUACUGAAAAGGGUGCAUUUUUUGGUCUGCUAGCGGGAGUAGUAGUGGGUAUCAUCCGUAUGAUCCUGGACUACACAUUCAUUGCGCCAGGAUGUGGCCAGAUAGACAACAGACCAAGCAUUGUCUCUAACUUCCACUACCUUAACUUUGCCACUGUACUCUUCACCAUCACUCUCAUCGUCAUUGUCAUAAUUAGUCUCUUUACUGAACCAAUUCAAAGUGAAAAGCUGGUACGUUUAACAUGGUGGACAAGGCACAGCAAAUUACCCAGACAACCAAUGGAUGACUCCUAUAAGCCUGUAGACACACCACCAAGUGGUGAUCAACUAGAACUUGAAGAUGUGAAAGUGAAUGAUCCAUCAUGUGCACGCCGAGCCUGUGGUAUACUAUGUGGAAUUACCUUAGGCAAGGCAGCUGAUCAACCCACUGAGGAAGAGAUCAAAAGAAUGACAUCACUUGAGGAGACCCCCUUCUGGUAUCGUGUCAUGCUUGCUAAUCUCAUCAUAGCUAUAGGAUUCGGAAUAUUUCUCUUUGGGUUCUUCGGUUGACGACUUAUUUUGUUUCUUAACCUGUAAACAAUCCAUGAUGCUCAAUACAAAGUAUUUUAUGGACAAUCAACAGUGACAGGGUAUUAGAUAUUACAAGUGUUGUUUAAAAUCCUUUGUAAAUAUAUAUGAUCCAAUGUACGGUGAAUUCUCCUCAAUUGUCGCUCUAGCAGUCUUUGUGCAACCUGGCAGCAAUUUUAUUCCUAAGAAUUUACUUCCUGUCAGAAUUGAGUUUAUUUAGUCAAACCCUACACAUUAUGAUCAUUCAUAAACAUAGAUCGUAAAGCUAUUAAGUACUUAGCAACGACAUUGGCAACAACUCCAGCAUUUUGUUAGCAGUAUGCAAUGGGAUAAUGAUGGCAAGAUGGCGAAUUGAAAUUCCAAUAUAGGCAGUAAACUUGAUAUGAAAAUGUUAUCUUGUUUGAUAAAAGUUGAGGCGAGACUUUGAACAAAAUACAAGUCAAAGUCUAUAGCCUAAUUCAAAGACUCCAAAACGACUUAUUUGUAGUACGGAAAGAUAAAAAGGCCAAAAAGUCGUAGGAAAAAAAAUUGUGGUCUGAUACCAAUGAAAUGAGGGAACAGCUUGUGCUAUAUAGGCAUUGUAAAAAUAUAAUGUGUAGACAGGGUGAAAGUUAAACCACAGGGUUAUAGAUAUGCAAUACAAUAUAAACACCUUGAGUACUGGUAGGGAGCAGAUGUAUAUGAUGAUGCAUGUGUGUUUUCUUGUUUAGAAGUGAGACUCUUGUGCAAGAAGUUUGCAGUGAUUAUCCUUUUGAUGGAAUAUAUUAGAAUAUGUGAAUGAUUUUUAUUUAAUUGGCAUAUGAAUGGGAACUUAAUAUUUCUAACAUUAUGAAAUAUUUUAUUCUACUUCAUUUCUUUGUUCCCCCCCCCCCCCAAAAAAAAAAGGGCAAUAUUUUAGAAAUUGAAUGUAUUCAAAUCAUAGCCUGUAACAGGGGGCAUUAAUUUUGAGAUAGAUUGCUAGAAAGUAUAUCUUUUUCUUCUUUAUGUAUAUUUGUUUCAUACAAACAAUUUUGAUAUACAGUAUUAGUAUAAUGCUGGUGUUUUUCAACUAGUAAACUGAUUUUAGAUACUGUGAAA
Lytechinus pictus (painted urchin) is the source of this 3493-nucleotide messenger RNA. Its product is annotated as sodium/glucose cotransporter 4-like. Lineage: Eukaryota; Metazoa; Echinodermata; Echinoidea; Temnopleuroida; Toxopneustidae. The transcript has 14 exons. Gene Ontology annotation, biological process: transmembrane transport. The record is from RefSeq and is a predicted model, not a curated record. The coding region runs from base 455 to 2398 and encodes 647 amino acids. Gene Ontology annotation, molecular function: D-glucose:sodium symporter activity. Gene Ontology annotation, cellular component: plasma membrane.